AUGAACGGGGCGUGGGGUGACCCUCAGGUCAUAGACCUGCUUUCCGAUGAUGAGGACGUUUUCUACGAUUACGACGAUGACAGCGGAUAUGAACCCGACGCCGUUCCAGACUUUGGACCGGUUGAAUUUGAGAACGAAGAGAACUGGGUGCCUAAUUAUGAUGGCUUUGGCCUCGAUGUCGCUGCUCAACCCGGCCCACUUGGAUUUGAAUUGGCCCGGGAACCAGAUGUCGACUUCAUACGCCCCAGACCCGCUGGCCUCGCUCAACCUGAUCCAGUACCAGCACCCAACCCCGCACAUAAUAACCCCAUGGACGUUGAAGUCGACAUUGCACCGGGGGAGCUCCUCAAUACCGCUGCCUGCCUGCAGAUGGUAGUACAGAUUCUACCGGACAUCUCCAUCGACUACGUGCUCGCACUUAUUGCAGAUCUAACACAAGACAAUACGCCCACACCAGAAGCUUGCCAACGCAUCGUUACCAAGAUUCUUGACGACGAAGGGUAUCCGAAGGAAGAAGAAGAAGCCACUCGAAAAAGGAAGCGCGAGCGCAGCGUGAGUGAUUUCGAAGAAGUAGACGGGAACAGGCUACCUCCAGAGUACAAGGAUGAUGCGGUCGACUUACUCAAAGACGAAUUCGUCCACGUUCCAGUCAGACAUAUCCAGCACGUCAUCAAAGAGCACAAAACGUUUUACAGAGCGUACGGAGUCAUCGAGGAACAGCUGCGCGACUAUUCCCGCAACACACCGUUUACAAAAGUCAUCAAAGCGCGCGUCAGACGAGGUACCGAAGUGAAGCUCAUCGGACGUGGGAGCCAGAUGCCGAAGGAAUUACAGGCCGCCAAAAAGAAGUGCGAGGAAGCCGCUACCAAGCGCCGCAAAGCCGAAGACGCCUCACGAGAGGAAGAAGAUAACCUUAGAGAAGCCGUUCUGACGGGAGACAUGACUGAGUGUCAGUGCUGUUUCGACGAAAUUCCUCUGAACCGUACGAUAGGCUGUGGUGGUGCGACAAUGCACUUCUUCUGCAAGGAGUGCGUGAAGAAAUACGUCGAAAGCGAGAUAGGCAGCUCACGAUGUCGGCCGGUCUGCUUUGCGGAUCCGACCUGCGGUGGCGGCUUCACCCGUAAACAGCUACAAAACUGCCUUGCCGACACAACUUUCGAUCGACUCGAACGCAUGCAACAGAUGCAAGAGCUGGAGAAAGCUGGGUUGACUCUCGACGAAUGUCCUUUUUGUGACUUUAGACAAGAAUGUCCUCCGGUUGAGGAAGACAAGGAGUUUCGUUGUUUGAAUCCGAAAUGUCAAAAAACAAGCUGCCGCCUUUGCCAGAAAGAAACACAUAUCCCAUUGAGCUGUGAGGAGGCAAAGAAGGAUGAGAAACUUACGGUCAGACAUAUUGUGGAGGAGGCCAUGUCCGCAGCUCUAAUACGCAACUGCAACAAAUGCAAACGCCCUUUCAUCAAAGAGCUGGGAUGCAACAAGAUGUCUUGCUCGCACUGCGGCAAUCAACAAUGCUACGUUUGUUCUCAAGACAUCAGAGACUACAACCAUUUCAGCGACUACAGCGCAGGUCGAACAGGAUGCCAGCUGCAUGAUAAUGUCGAGAAUCGCCACGAGCGGGAAGUCAAGAAGGCUGCCGAUGAAGCCAUGGCAAAAGCCAAAGUCGAAAACCCGGGAUUGUCAGACGCCGAUAUCAUAGUAGAAGUCUCAGACCGCGUCAAGCGGGCUGAACAACAACGGCUCGGUCGCGCGCAGUUAGCUCAUCAAGGCUUCAAUUUCCACAUGGCUGGAGGUGCACUCGUACAUCGCGCACCUCCAGCCAACCCGCCUGCUGCUCCAGCCCCAGCAGUAGCCCUAGCACAACAACAGUAUGUACCAGCACCGCAUUUCCAACCCCUUGCAGCGAUCGUUCCCCACCAACAGCACAUAUUCCUUCAUCAGCCGCAAAUGUUUCCGCAAGCGCAAUUCAAUGCUGCUCCAGCACUGCAAGCAAAUCUUGUACCACCACCCCUUCAGCCGCUUCUAGGGUAUCCUGCUCCAGCACAGAGACCGCCAGUGGGUGUGGUACCAUUGCAACCUCUGCAAGCACCAAACCCGCUGUUGCAACAGCAACCCCGCGGCUACGAUCUCCUCGAUCUUGCUCAAGCGCCAUUUCGACUUUUUCAAGGACUCGCUGGGAGACAGCAAGCACGGCCAGCAGAGCAAGCGCAAGCGCCAGGCUACGUUCCCCGUGCCCUUGCCUUUCAACAACUGGAAGAUGACCCGCAUCGUGCCCUGCGGGCGAAUAUCAUUCGUCUACAGGCUGAGAAUGUGCGUCGUGUGCGUAUGCUCGGCGACCAGUUCCAGUUGGACAACGGUCGGCCACAUGCUCCUCAACCGCCGCCUGCAGGGCAAAGGAACUUAUUGGACUAG
Molecule: messenger RNA, 2409 nt
Organism: Didymosphaeria variabile
Lineage: Eukaryota; Fungi; Ascomycota; Dothideomycetes; Pleosporales; Didymosphaeriaceae
Exons: 5
Coding region: 1-2409 (802 amino acids)
Source: RefSeq, a predicted model, not a curated record